This is a messenger RNA of Adineta steineri, 1581 nucleotides long. Lineage: Eukaryota; Metazoa; Rotifera; Eurotatoria; Adinetida; Adinetidae. The record is from the annotation of a GenBank genome assembly.
AUGAUUUCACAUUUAAACUAUCUCAGAGCAACAAAUCAAGGAAAUACUUUAAUAUCAAGUCUUAAUACAAAUACAAUGGUUUUGGUUUCUGGUGUUAAAUUCAGGGUUGAUAUAUUUGGAGCCCAAAUAACAUAUUGUCAACGUUAUAGUAAUGAUAUUGGAAAUGUAAAAAGAGAAAUGUGCGGUUUUGAAAAUCCAAUUAUUCAAGGUGGAUUCCUUCGAGCGUCAGAUGAUGGUACACCUAUGGCAGAUAUAACCUGCAAGCCAGCUGUACCAAGUCCCACUCCUGUUAAAGGAUUCUUUGCUGGAUGUACACCUUUUGAAGGUUCAUUUUUUACUUUUCUUCUUAUUACUUGGCUAAGUACUAAAUUAGAUACAGUAAAAGUAUGGAAUCCAUCGCUUAUCGACUACAACAAUUUGGAAAGAUUAAAUUCGAAUACACUAAUAUGUCCUUGUUCUACAACUUUAAUACCUUAUCAUACAUUUAUCUCAUUAUCUCCAUCUUUACAUCAAGUGUGUUCAAGUGAUUUUGUUUCAGAUCGUUGGAUUUCUGUAUUAAAAAAUAGCACAUUUUCUAAAACUUUUUUAAGUAUCAAUUCUGUAACAGAUUGGCGUUAUCGCGCCAGUUCACAAUUUCAAUUAUUGUCGAAUCUUUGCCAGUUGGCUAAUAGAACAAUCGACGAUGCUAUUCGUCGUUUUAUCUAUCAAUCCUUUGCAGUAUCAAAUUUACUCAGUGAGGAUAAUUUCAAUGCAUAUUUCAAUCGAACAUUCACUCAAUUGCUCCAGUCGACAACCAGCUAUUUUAGUGUUCUUGUAGAAACAGAGCGUCUCCUUCUUCAAGUCGAUCAACCUUCUACUGCACUUAUUAAAGAUGUACAAUAUAUAGUGAAUUCGAAUAUACGUGCAAAUGUGACACUAAAUGUAACUACCAAUAAGUAUUCAUCGCAUCUGACAUUACAUUUGACUGAAAUUCGCAAUAUGUAUUUUAAUUCGAUCACUUGUAUUUGUGGGACUAAUCCUGAUUGUCAAACACCGAGCGUCAUUAUUCAAAAGAAAGAAACGUCAGGUGAAUUUUAUCUCGCUUACGUUGUGCCAGGCUCGAUCAUCAGCUGUUAUGCUAUUGAUUCUCUUUUACGCUCAACACUCGAAUGUUUAUACACAGAUGUUGACUGUUUUUCAAUUCUAAUGAAUUACGUAAAAGAAGGAUAUUUAACUAAUAAAAAUACUUCAUUAUGGACUGAUGUUCGUCCUCUCGUUCAUGAUUCGACAUCGAGCCAAUAUACUUCAAACACUUCAGUUGGAAUAAUACUUAAAAAGUUGAUGAUUGAACAAUGGAAUCCAAUUUCUACAUACGAAAAAUUUUAUAAACUAUGUGCACCGAAAUAUUGUACUUAUUCUCAAAAUAUUCGUAAAGAAACUAUUUUAACCCUGACAAUAAAAAUGAUAUCUAUGAUUGCUGGUUUUACAGUUGCAUUAAAAUUAAUCACACCUCUUCUCGUCAAAACUAUUUUUAAAUUAUUAUCUAUAAUUAUCAAAAGACAUAAAAAUCGACAAGAAGAGCAACAACGUGGUAAUGUAUAA